AUGGCGCUGCCCCUGGGCAAGCUGGGCGAUCUGGUGCUGAAGACGCUCAGCAAGCCGCUCGCCAAGGCCAUCAAGCGCCGCGCCGCCAGCCACCCCAAGUUCCGCGCCUCCAUCGCCAACUGGGCGCAGGGCUAUCACCGGUUCACGGUGCGGCUACAACGGCGGCUGUAUGGGCAGGCCCCCGCGGGGCACAUCAAGCGGUUGAACGAGGAGAAGGCCGUCAACACGGCCAGCGAGGUGGUGGGGGAACUGAUCGUCUUCGCUGUGGCGGGGGGCGUGGUGUUCAUCGAGGCAGCUAGGAGCGCGCGGUCGAACGCGCGCAAGGAGGCCAAGCUGAAGCAGGAGCGCGAGGCGCUGCACGAGAGGGACAGGCAGCUGGAGGAGGAGGCGAGGCGGUUAAGGGAGCGCGUGGAGCAGCUAGAAGAAGCCCUGGCUGCUGACGUCAGUGGGAGGGACGACAGAAGGGGAAGCAGAGGGCAGGGAAGGGGGGAGCAGGGAAGGGGGCGAGAGAGAGGGGUAUGGGGUGGAGGAGGAGCAGGGAGAGGGAUUGGCGUCAGGAACCAGCAGCAGGGAGGGCAGUGA
Messenger RNA from Closterium sp. Yama58-4, 582 nucleotides. NCBI's taxonomy places the organism in Eukaryota, Viridiplantae, Streptophyta, Zygnematophyceae, Desmidiales, Closteriaceae. The record is from the annotation of a GenBank genome assembly.